This is a messenger RNA of Xenopus laevis (African clawed frog), 3725 nucleotides long. RefSeq names its product semaphorin 3D L homeolog (gene sema3d.L). Bases 564 to 2894 code for a protein of 776 amino acids. Gene Ontology annotation, cellular component: plasma membrane; extracellular region. The transcript is spliced from 18 exons. Gene Ontology annotation, biological process: axon guidance; negative chemotaxis; semaphorin-plexin signaling pathway. The record is from RefSeq and is a predicted model, not a curated record. Gene Ontology annotation, molecular function: chemorepellent activity; semaphorin receptor binding. Lineage: Eukaryota; Metazoa; Chordata; Amphibia; Anura; Pipidae.
GGCAGCAGGGAAUGAGCUGUGCUGGCGAUUUUCUCCGUUGCUAUCUGGCGCUUGAGUUCAGCAGGAGAGAUGAGCUGCAAGUGUCUGAUCGCAGAACAUGCUGGAGGGCUGAGUGCGUCUGGUUGCUGCUGCUGCCUCGCCCCUCCCGCCCCACUGCACUGCCAAAGUCUGUAAUUAGAGUCGCUCGCGCACAGAGGAGCUGCUGCCUGGUUUGUUGACAAAGUGGAUGAAUGAGUGGAUGAACUCCAGCCCCAUCUCUGACAUUAUCCACAGCCAUCAGAGAGCCGAGGAGACGCGCAGUGCAGCGGGAACCUAAUGAUCGGGCUUUGCUUAAUGAACCUCAGCGAGACUUUAGUGCUCCUAUUGUCGCAAUCGCUGGAGUGGAUUUAGGCGUGACUGCACUCGCUCCCAUGCUGUAGGACACACUGCUGCUUAUUAUCAUUUCUAUCAUCCCGGCGCGACUUCUGGCAUCGCAGGCAACUUUUAUCUCCCCGGGACGCUCUUCAUUUUCCGCCCAGAUAAGAGCCUAGCUUCUCCAGAAAGGAGUUGCCACACGGAAUAUCAUGAAAGAGAAGCAUCAAAAAUGUCUGAGCAGAUGGCUAAAACCGCAGCAUUCCUCUACAGUCUUAUCAAUGGUUUUACUAAUGUUUCUGCCAGCAACUGACAGCCUGAAACAGAAUAUUCCUCGGCUCAAGCUUUCUUACAAAGACCUGCUUCUCUCCAACAGCUGUGUUCCAUUCCUGCAUCCAGUGACAGAAGGCCUAGAAUUUCAAACCCUGCUGUUGGAUGAAGAGAGGGGCAAGCUCCUUCUUGGAGCUAAAGAUCACAUCUAUCUGCUUGAUUUGGUAGAUUUAAACACAAAUCUAAGAAAGAUUCACUGGCCUGCAGCAAAAGAAAAAAUUGAGUUCUGCAAAAGAGCUGGUAAAGACAACAAUCUGGAAUGUGCAAAUUUCAUAAAAGUACUUCAUCAUUAUAAUAAAACCCACGCAUACACGUGUGGCACUGGUGCAUUUCAUCCUCUGUGUGGAUAUGUUGAACUUGGAACUCCCAAAGAGGAAGUGGUAUUCCAAUUAGAUACACAAAGCUUGGAGUCUGGGAGACUGAAAUGUCCCUUUGAUCCUCAACCGCCAUUCGCAUCUAUAAUGACAGAUGAAUACUUUUUUGCUGGUACAGCAUCAGAUUUCUUGGGAAAAGAAACAACAUUUACACGUUCCAUGGGAACUCCACCUGACCAUCAUUUCAUCAAAACGGAUACCGAUGACCAUUAUUGGCUUAACGGAGCAAAGUUUUUUGGUGCAUUUGCAAUCCCAGAUACAUAUAAUCCAGAUGAUGACAAGAUCUACUUUUUCUUUCGAGAAGCAUCUCCAGAAGGCAGCUUUUCCGAAAAAUCUGUAUUUUCACGUGUAGGAAGAGUUUGCAAGAAUGAUAUUGGAGGUCAACGCAGUCUGAUAAAUAAAUGGACAACAUUUCUGAAAGCUCGAUUAGUGUGCUCAAUUCCUGGGCCAGAUGGGGGCGAUACAUAUUUUGAUGAAUUACAAGAUAUUUUCUUGCUUCCAACUAAAGAUGAACGGAAUCCAGUAGUGUACGGAAUAUUCACUACUACAAGUUCUAUAUUUAAAGCAUCUGCUGUGUGUGUAUAUAGUAUGGCUGAUAUAAGAGGUGUAUUUAAUGGCCCAUAUGCACACAAGGAAAGUCCAGACCACAAAUGGGUACAGUACGAUGGAAGAAUCCCCUAUCCUCGACCUGGCACAUGUCCAAGCAAAACGUAUGACCCCACCAUCAGAUCUACAAAAGAUUUCCCCGACGAUGUUAUAAGUUUUGUAAAAAAUCACCCGCUCAUGUACAAGGCUGUAUAUCCUCUUCAUGGCAAGCCCGUGUUCACCAGACUUAAUGUGGACUAUAAACUGACCCAGAUUGCUGUGGAUCACGUUGUAGCAGAGGAUGGGCAAUAUGAUGUCAUGUUCCUUGGCACAGAUGUCGGAACAGUUCUUAAAGUUAUUAGUGUGACAAAGGACAUAUGGAACAUGGAAGAAGUUCUGUUGGAAGAGAUGCAGAUAUUUAAGCAACCUGCAGCGAUCACAAACAUAGAACUAUCACUCAAACAGCAACAACUUUACAUUACAUCUAAAGAUGGGUUAGUUCAGCUGUCGCUGCACAGGUGUGACACUUAUGGCAAGGCUUGUACAGACUGUUGCCUAGCAAGAGACCCCUACUGUGCCUGGGAUGGAAACUCUUGUUCUCGAUAUGUGCCAACAUCAAAAAGACGUGCAAGAAGACAAGAUGUGAAAAAUGGAGAUCCCCUAACUCAGUGCUGGGAUGUCGAAGAUAAUGCAAAUCAAGAACCUGCAGAGGAAAAAGUAAUAUUUGGCAUUGAAAACAACUCUACUUUUCUAGAAUGUAUGCCUAAAUCCCAACAAGCAUCAAUCAGGUGGUUUAUUCAGCACACAGGGGAGGAGCGCCAGGAAGAGAUAACAUCUGAUGAAAGAAUCAUUAAAACAGACUACGGGCUUCUGAUUCGCAGUUUACAGAAAAAAGACUCAGGAAUGUACUACUGCAAAGCUCAAGAGCACACGUUUAUACACACUAUCACAAAGCUCAAUGUUAAAAUAAUAGAGAAUGAACAGAUGGAAAACACACAGAAGUUGGAAGAUGAUGAGGGAAGGAGCCGAGAUUUAAUAACAGAGUCAAGAUUGAGGUACAAAGAUUAUUUACAGCUCCUCAGUAGUCCAAGCUUCAGUCUGGAUGAGUACUGUGAGCAGAUGUGGCACAAAGAGAAGAAGAGGCAACGCAAUAAAGGUGGCGCUAAGUGGAAACACGUCCAGGAGAUUAAAAAAAACAGAAACAGGAGACACCAUGAGCAGAGGAAUCAGUGGGCUAGAAUUUUAUCAGCAUAGACUGAUUUUUUUAUUGGCAAGGACAUCUGCAUUCAUUUCUCCUUUGCGUAUAUGUCUUACAAUGAUUUUCUUUUACUUUAGGAUGAUAGGACUGGUGCAAGUCAACCUGGUAUUAUUAUGUAAUCACAGGAAGGGAAGAUACUUAACAUCCUGUGUUGCAUUAUAGCACUGAAUUAAACAGAAUGGAAUAAAAUACCUUAAAAGAGCUAUAUUCCUAUGAACUUUUAAAACCUUAGAAGAUGUAAUUGAUGUAGGAGGAUCUUGUCAACCCACCAACUCUUAUUUGUUUCUCAAAUCUUUAUAUAAACAAGGAACUUGGAUAUAAUAACUAAUAUUCUGACCUGAAUUUCAUUUUUAUGGGAAGGAGGCACCAGAGAGUUUCAGGAUACCUAGCAUUAUAUAUUAGUCACAUCAAGCAUACAGUAUAAAGGUGAGGUGUUAGUAAGAACAAUGUUCCCUUUUAGAUUAGGAUUUCUGCGUGGUAUUAAUGUAUUUUUUUCUCAAAACGUGGGUUAAGUUAAAAUGGGGAAUUCUGGAUUUUAUUUAUUGAACUAUGUUAUUUAGGUGUUGUUUUCUGUUGUUUUUUUGUAAAUUAUAAAAGAAUGUUUAGAAGUUUAAAAGUAACUCUUCCUUUUUUGUAUUGAGUAGCAAUUUUCAAACCAGCUUAAUAAUAUUAUUUUCAUGGUAACUGCAAAUAUAUUCAAAUAUCGCUUAUAUUUCUUAUUUCUGCCCUUACAAAUGAAUCCAUAAAAACUUAUGUUAAAGGACCAGUAACAUCAAAAAAUUAAAUUGUUUUAAAUUAAUAAAAAUAUAAUGCAGUGUUGCCCAGCA